AUGACAGUAGAAUGGCGUAAGAAUUCUUCGUGCCCCAGUAUAAACUAUGUAAAGUACUCAGUAGGUGAAUUAACAGUUAUGAAUAGUUCAAUGUCUAAUUUCGUAAGGCUUAGUUUAUAUGACGAUAUUGAAAAUUAUCUACCUAUACCACAUCACCUUGAUGAACGAACUAAUUUCAGUGAAAGAUAUCCAAAGCAACGUGUUGGAAUCGUUACAAAAGGAUAUUCUGAGAGCUUAAACAAAAUACAAAAUCCUAUUUCACUCCGACAAGUUAAAUCAGUGAGUACGGAUACAUUAGAUAUGAAUAUGGAAGAUAAUUUAAAAAUGAACAAUUUAAAGAGGGAGAAUAUUAUUUUAGAACAACAGAAAGACAUUGCUCAAGUACAAACACUUGUAUUUUAUCUAAGUGAACAGUUGAUGCUCAAUAAAUUUACUGAAAACAUUACUGCAACGGAAGGUGAAUCUUUACUAGAUGACCCAUUUCAUCAUCAUUGUAAUCAUCCUCAACGAAAAAGACAAGGACAAUUUCCAGUUCAACAACGAACUAUGUCAGAUGAUACUGAAAAUCAGGAAGAUACUCGGUCACAGAAUAAUAGUUAUCUUAAAUUAUUUAGUGAUAAAUAUACAGAAACUAAUGAACAACUCUCAAUCAAUACAAUAGCAUCAGUGCUUAAUUCACAAGUUAAAUAUGGCCCAAGAAAUCUUAAAGCAACUUUGGUUACGUUGGAUAAUACAUGGUUAAUAUCAUGGGAUAAACCAGAGUCAAUAGAUUCUGAGGAGACAACAUUUUCUGCUAUUACUGGAUAUGUUUUGUCAAUUAAUGGAAUUGAAAUGAAGCGUAUAUCAAGUGUGAAUGUUACCAAGUCAAUAAUUAAUCUGUCAGAAUCGGUCAAAUAUCCUGUGAUAUUAAAAAUUCAGUUGACAGAUGAGAAUAACUGUUUAUCUGCACCAGCAUUGAUAACAUUGGAUGUUUAG
Molecule: messenger RNA, 975 nt
Organism: Schistosoma mattheei
Lineage: Eukaryota; Metazoa; Platyhelminthes; Trematoda; Strigeidida; Schistosomatidae
Source: the annotation of a GenBank genome assembly